UGCCUGUCAUCUGCCGCCAUGUCCCAAUCCGACAGUCCCAUUGCAAGAUUCUUUGCUCCUCCCCCGGAGUCUGCUACGAAACUUGGGCGCCACCGCCAACUUGCGCCUCUCGCCGGCAUCCAUGUCUCUCCCAUCUGCCUCGGCGCUGGGAGCCUCGGGGACAAGUGGGGUGACCUCGGCCUCGCGCCUAUGGACAAGGAGAAAUGUUUCGAGCUACUGGACGCCUUCUACGCAGCAGGAGGCAACUUCAUUGAUACCGCGAACAACUAUCAGGACGAGAUGUCCGAGAAAGUGCUUGGCGAGUGGAUGGAGACACGUGGGAUUAGGGACCAGAUGGUGCUUGCGACCAAGUAUACGACCAAUUACAAGCGUGGUGUGAAUAUGCCGCAGAAGACGCAUUACACAGGCAAUAACGUCAAGUCCCUUCAUCUCUCUAUCGAGGCAUCCCUCAAGAAGUUGCGAACGAGCUAUGUAGACAUCCUCUACGUGCACUGGUGGGACUGGACUUGCGGAGUCGAAGAGGUGAUGAACGCCUUGCACAAUCUCGUGGUCACGGGCAAAGUGCUGUACUUGGGAAUCUCCGACACGCCUGCAUGGGUCGUUGCUGAAGCAAACACAUAUGCGCGCCUGAUGGGAAAGACUCCCUUCGUCGUCUACCAGGGCGCUUGGAGCAUUCUGCAACGAGAUUUCGAGCGGGAGAUCAUCCCUAUGUGCCGUGCCCAGGGUAUGGCUCUUGCACCCUGGAAUGUCCUAGCUGCAGGCAAGAUCCGCUCAGACGAAGAAGAAGAGAGGCGGCUGAAGAGCGGGGAGAAGGGUCGAGCGGGGUUCACCAAUGAUUGGAUGCGCAAUCCGGAUGAGAGGAAAGUCUGCCAGGCGCUUGAGAAGGUGGCUGCGGAUGUAGGCGCGAAGAGCGUAACGGCAGUCGCGAUCGCCUACGUGAUGCAGAAGACGCCAUACGUGUUCCCCAUCGUCGGUGGCCGCAAGAUUGAGCACCUUAUGGACAACAUCCAGGCGCUCGAGAUCGCACUCAGCCCCGAGCAGGUCGCGUACCUCGAAGGCAUACUGCCGUUUGAUCUUGGAUUCCCCUGCAGCCUUAUUGGUGACGGAACGGACUAUCCGGGUUCGUUCCGGUCGGCAGGUCACUUCGACAGAUGGCCGCUUCCGCAAGCUAUCCGUCCGGUGAGGCAGAAUUGAGAAUAUCAGUCGGGUCUUCGAGUCGGAUCACUCGUAGUAUAGCUGUACACACUGAUGCGGUUUGGUACUGAUUAUGAAUGGGUGCCAUGAACACA
This is a messenger RNA of Laetiporus sulphureus 93-53, 1289 nucleotides long. Its product is annotated as Aldo/keto reductase. The transcript is spliced from 8 exons. Lineage: Eukaryota; Fungi; Basidiomycota; Agaricomycetes; Polyporales; Laetiporaceae. The coding region runs from base 19 to 1194 and encodes 391 amino acids. The record is from RefSeq and is a predicted model, not a curated record.